AUUUUAUUUAUUUAUUAUAUAUACACACUAUAUAGUCUAUAACGUAUAUGCCUAUAUGGUGCCUGGCAGAUUUAUUCACACCACUUCAAACACAUUUCUAGUGUAGUAAACUCAAUAAUUACAUCCACCACCACCUUCAUUCUCCGGCAUGUCUCCUCCACCACCACCACCACAAGAUGAAGAACAAUUCAUCUUCCGCUCCAAACUCCCCGACAUUCCCAUCCCCACACACCUUCCUCUCCACUCUUACAUCUUUGAGAACCUCCCCCGCUUCCAACACCGCCCAUGCCUCAUCGACGGCGACACCGGAAAAAUCCACACCUAUGCCGACGUCCACCUCGCCUCCCGGAAGAUCGCCGCCGGCCUCCACUCCCUCGGCAUCCGCCACGGUGAUGUGAUCAUGCUCGUCCUCCGUAACUGCCCCCAGUUUGCCCUUGCCUUCCUCGGCGCCUCGUUUGCCGGAGCCGCCGUCACCACCGCCAACCCCUUCUACACGCAAUCGGAGCUAGCAAAACAAGCAACGGCCACAAAAACAAAACUCAUCAUCACACAAUCCGCGUAUCUUGAAAAAAUCAAUGGCUUCACGGAGAGCAAUGAUAUCACCGUGAUAAGCAUUGAUUCCACAGAAAACAGAGGUGCUCUGCAUUUCUCUGUUUUGACAGACGCCGACGAAAACAGAGCACCGGAAGUUGAAUUCAGCCCAAACGACAUCGUUGCGCUACCGUUUUCUUCCGGCACGUCGGGGCUUCCCAAAGGGGUGGUGUUAACCCAUCAGAAUCUUGUCACCACGGUGGCGCAGCUCGUCGACGGUGAAAAUCCUCACCAGUAUACUGACGAAGAGGACGUGCAACUCUGCGUGCUCCCAAUGUUUCAUAUCUACGCGCUGAACUCCAUUUUGCUGAGUAGUAUGCGCGCCGGUGCGGCGGUGCUGAUUCUGCAGAAGUUUGAGAUUGUGACGCUGUUGGAGGUUAUACAGAAGUACAGGGUGACGGUGGCGUCGUUUGUGCCGCCGAUUGUUUUGGCGUUGGUUAAGAGCGGGGAAGCUCACCAGUACGACUUGUCGUCGAUUCGGGUCAUGAUCACCGGUGCGGCGCCUAUGGGGAUGGAGCUUGAAGAGGCUGUGAAGGCAAGGCUUCCACAAGCCAAACUAGGACAGGGAUAUGGAAUGACAGAGGCAGGGCCACUGGCCAUUAGCUUAGCAUUUGCAAAGGAGCCUUUCAAGACAAAAUCAGGUGCAUGCGGGACCGUCGUAAGAAAUGCCGAGAUGAAAAUCGUGGAUACAGAGACCGGUGCUUCCCUUCCAAGAAACAACCCCGGUGAAAUUUGCAUCAGAGGCACAAAGGUUAUGAAAGGGUACUUGAAUGACCUAGAGGCGACGAAAAGAACUGUAGACAAAGAAGGGUGGUUACAUACCGGUGAUAUAGGUUUCAUCGACGAUGAUGAUGAGCUUUUCAUCGUCGAUCGAUUAAAGGAGUUAAUCAAAUACAAAGGAUUCCAAGUAGCUCCUGCCGAGCUCGAAGCAUUGUUGAUUGCUCACCCAAACAUUUCUGAUGCUGCUGUUGUACCCUUGAAAGAUGAAGCUGCAGGAGAAUUACCAGUUGCAUUUAUCGUGAGAUCAAAUGGUUCUAAGAUCACCGACGAUGAAAUCAAACAGUACAUUUCAAAACAGGUGGUAUUUUACAAGAGAAUCAACAGAGUUUUCUUCACGGACGCCAUUCCUAAAGCAGCCUCAGGCAAAAUUCUGCGAAAGGAACUAACUGCAAGACUAAACAAAGAUUUGGUGGCCACAUAGAAUCUUACGUGUGAAGAAGACGAAUAUACCCUCACCAACUGCAAGGAGAUACUCUAUAUAAUAGCAGAAGAAAGUCAUGGUUGUUUUGUUUUACUUGCAACAUUAGAGGCCGUUUAUGUUUUGGUUGCUGUUCUUAUUUUUAUGUCAUUAUUCUAGCUAGUACUACAGUGAAUCAUGGAUUGGUUGACCUGUACUACUAUUGUAAACUUUUAGAUAAAUUAUUAUUGCAAAA
Messenger RNA from Lotus japonicus, 2024 nucleotides. RefSeq names its product 4-coumarate--CoA ligase 1-like. Lineage: Eukaryota; Viridiplantae; Streptophyta; Magnoliopsida; Fabales; Fabaceae. Bases 149 to 1792 code for a protein of 547 amino acids. The record is from RefSeq and is a predicted model, not a curated record. The transcript has 5 exons. Gene Ontology annotation, molecular function: CoA-ligase activity.